UCCUUUCUCAAGCACUAAGUAACAUGUGCCAUACCGGUAUAUAUAUUGAAUGACUCGCCCACGCGCUCUGUUAGUUCAUUGCAACUGUUCUGCACGAUGAAGGUACAAGUGGUUCUCCUGAUCUGCGGGUUGGCAUACGCUUACUGUGAGGCCUGCCAUUCCACAGCCGACUGUACCCUGGCCUGUAGCGAUGGAACACUAGCCUGUUACCACGGCAGCUGUAGCUGUAUCAAAAGCUCAGGAGCAUCCUGUGUGACAGCAGACACGUGUGAAACUUGUGAAUUUGGCCGCGCCCACUGCUGGGGAGGAAUAUGUCAUUGUUUUGGUCACUGAAUAAACUCAUUAACCCGGAA
This is a messenger RNA of Magallana angulata, 353 nucleotides long. Its product is annotated as serine protease inhibitor Cvsi-2-like. The transcript is spliced from 3 exons. Bases 97 to 333 code for a protein of 78 amino acids. The record is from RefSeq and is a predicted model, not a curated record. NCBI's taxonomy places the organism in Eukaryota, Metazoa, Mollusca, Bivalvia, Ostreida, Ostreidae.